This is a messenger RNA of Akanthomyces muscarius, 1605 nucleotides long. RefSeq lists its product as uncharacterized. The record is from RefSeq and is a predicted model, not a curated record. Lineage: Eukaryota; Fungi; Ascomycota; Sordariomycetes; Hypocreales; Cordycipitaceae. Bases 1 to 1605 code for a protein of 534 amino acids. The transcript has 6 exons.
AUGAAAACGGUUACAUCAAUCCUCCUUCUUAGCACAAGUCUCAUCUUGGGGGCGGCCGCCACCAGUCCUCGCGUCCGGGGUAUGGCCAAUGACUUUGGAAAGAUCGAACCAUCCGCCAAUCUCACUUGGGAGCCUUGCUUUGACAAUUUCACAUGCUCUCGAUUGCAGGUCCCACUGGACUACGCAAAUAAUGGGCUGGGCAAGACCUCUAUCGCUUUUCUCAAACUCGCUGGCACGAAUGUCACGGCCGAAUCUCCGAGCAUCGUAAUCAUUCCCGGGGGGCCUGGAGCUUCUGGUGUUGACCUGCUUCUUUCAUCUGCACCCCUUGUGAGGCAGAUGUUUGGCGAACAGUACAAUAUCGUCUCCUUUGACCCUCGCGGUGUCAACAACAGCGGCCCAAGCCUCGACUGCUUCUCGGAAAACCCAGAAGCAAGGCUAGCCUUCAACCGGCUGCACAACACCGGUGUCACCAACGUCUCAUCAACCUCGCUCGAGGAGCAGUACUAUUCGAGUGCCAUAUACGGAGAAUGGUGCAACCACGCUGUCGAGACCGGGUCUCCUCAUGGCUACUACGUGACUACGCCCACCGUGGCUCGAGACCUGCUCACCUUUGUGGAAGCCGAGGCCCAGCUGGCUGGCAAAGCCCCUUCAGAGGCCAAACUGUGGUCUUAUGGCAUUAGCUACGGGACUGCCGUCGGCGCGACCUUUGCAUCCAUGUUUCCCGACCGAGUAGAGAGGAUGGUGCUCGAUGGGAUUGUGGAUGCAGAGCUGUACUAUCGCAAUGCAUACACCGCCAAUGUUGAAGACAUGGACAAGACAAUGGAGAGAUUUGUGAGCUCAUGCCACUCCGCUGGCCCCCAAAAAUGCUGUUUCUGGGGGCCUACGCCAGAAAACAUCACGGCCAGACUGGACAACAUUGUUCGUCGACUCCAGAACCACCCAGUUCCCAUCAGUGGAGCGCAAAGUCAAGAUCUGCCGACACUGGUCACCUACUCCGAUCUCAAGGCACUUUUUCUCACGACCAUUUACACGCCUCUGGCCUCUUUCCCAAUGAUGGCCGAGGUGUUGCAUCAAGUCGAGCAAGGUAAUGCAUCUGCCCUCACGGGAGCAUUUCAGCGGUCAAUCAUCAACUCUGAUGCAAAUCACGUUAUCCAAUGUGCGGAUGCGUAUCGCACAAACAGCCUGACUACCAUCGAAGACUUCAGGAGCUAUGUUGAAUACACGGUUCAUAAGAGCAAAUACAUUGGCGACAUCUACCCCAUUUACGUGGACAAUGUUGUUUGCAGGGCAUUUCGACCACAGCUACCCGAUAGCAUGGUGGUGGCUGAGCCGAAGAUUAGACUCGAUACGCCGACAUACUUUCCAAUUGUUUUCGCGAGUAAUACCAUCGACCCCAUAACGCCACUGAUCUCGGCACGAAGGAGCUCUUCGCGAUUUCCUGAAUCAGUACUUCUGCUGCAAGAAGCCCUCGGUCACACUGUCGUCAAUCAAGGGCCAUCCGAUUGCUUCGUUGAGCAUAUCCGGGCAUACUUUCAAGGCACAGUUCCCGCAUCCAACACUACCUGUUCGCAGCAGUAUACACCGUUCAUUGACAAGCCUUUCUGA